CGUUGAUAAGAUAACGUCAUUCUCUAUUUUUUUCUUUCAAUGAAUAAUCCAUUACAAUGAAUUCUUGUUUCCAACGGAAAUGUGUUGCUACGAUGUUCAGGGUGUAGGUUUCGCCGGGUAUACGUUGCUGUAACAGCAGUUAUCGUCAUCUCUGUACUGAUUAUCGGUGGAAUCAUUGGAGUCGUCUUUGGUAUUAACGGAAAUGUUACCCAAGAUCCGAAACCAUAUGAAGAUAUGACCCAUACCACGAGUGAUACUGCCUUCUCGAAUCGUUCCGCGAUGGCCGAUACAAUCGGUACCACUGGUCCACCUUUUCGGUGGAGUACCGAGACUACUGCAAUGGCUGAUCGCUCGUACAUUUACACGCCGACUCCAUCUGUGGAUACGGUCGGUACCACUGCUCCGCCUUUCACCGGGACUACUGGAAUGGCUGAUACUACGUCGACACCAUCUGUGGAUACGCCCGUUACCACUGAACUAUACAGCACCGAGACUACUGCAAUGGCUGAUUCUACGUCGAUACUAUCUGUGGAUACCACCGGUACCACUGGACCAUACAGUACCAGGACGACUAGAAUGACUGAUUCCUUGUUCACGACACAGACUACAGUUUCGCCAGCCUUCAGCAGUACACAAGAAAGUUCCGGAGACCCGAUCGUUUUUGGCAGGGAGGGAUCAGGCCUGGGAGAAUUUAAUGGUAACAAUGGCGUGGCCGUAUCUGCGAACAAUGAGAUAUUUGUGACAGACCUGCACAACAAACGAGUCCAAUAUUUUAGAAUGGAUGGGACUUAUCUCGGCAAGUUUUCAACCGUGGUGCCUGGUGAAGAUGGGAUUGUCAUGCGGCCUUACGAUAUUGCAAUUGACGGAAAAGCUAACUUGUGGGUAGUGGGGAAAGUUAUCUAUACGAGUGAGAGACCUGUGCGCCUUGCUGUAUAUGUGGUGCAGUAUAGUCGUGACGGCCGUGCAGGUAUCAAGUUCGACAUACCCCGCCGUUAUGACCCUUGGAUGCAAACCAUUACAGUAGACACAACCAGGGACAAAAUCAUCGUGGUAAACUUUGAUACAGUAUACACGUAUCGUCUAAAUGGCGACUUUCACGACAGUUUUAAAAAGAUAAAAGGACGUUUGGUAUCAUACGUCACAUUGGACAAAGAAGGAAACCUUCUUCUUACGCAUGACGCUCCCAAAGGUUCAGGUGGUGUCAAUGUGUACAGUCAGUCUGGUACGUUCUUAUUCAAAUUUGGAGUCCAAGGUAACGGUCAACUGCGUGAUCCCCAAGGUAUCUGUGUGGACACCUUUGGUAACAUACUAGUGGCGAACAAGGAAGAGAGGCGGGUUGACAUGUUCACCAGCCGUGGGAAAUUUGUCCGCACUGUCGUCAACGUUGGAUAUAAUGAUAUUGCUUUGGGACCAAAUGGACAUUUAGUGGUGAAUAAUGCUGACAACACUGUUAUUAUUUUCCCACCCCAGAUGGUAUUGGGAAAUUAACGUUCCACGUUUUCAUCACUGUGGCACAUUCAGUACUAACAUUGCUGUUCUCAUUAUUCUUUGAUAAUAUAGACCUUGUAGAAGACCUCAUACAGAAAGAAUGUACUGAAAUUUGUGUAUCUGUCUGUGAACUCUUAAAAGUAACAGAUACACAAGUAGAGUGUGAUUUGAUGUAAGUGGGUCUGAUAACUGUCAGUUCAGUUCAGUCACCAGUGUGAAAGGAUUUAGUUUUCGCAAUACUUUUCUAGAAUAUGACACGUCGGCAGAAAUUACAAAUUAUCAGUCAUUGUCUGAUGAACGCCUUAGAGCUACCACUGAUUUUGUUUACGUAAUUAUAUAUAAACAACCCUUUAGUUACUUCAUACUCUUCGCGCGUUCUAAAACCAAUCAGAAGCCAUUCUUCAGACGAAUACGCGAUGAUGAUGGUAGUGAUGAUGAUAAUGGUAAUGAUAAACUUCAUUGCACAACGGUUGCACACUAGCCAGUGUACAACGUACGUAUGGCAUAUUCUGCCACACAACCAGACUAACUUACGAAAGACUUUAUAUGUAUGAACGAGAAUGUUCUUGUACAGAAAUUGGUGGAAUUUCUAACGUUUAGGAAUGUUUAUAUGUUGUCGUAUAUGUACAUUUUAGAGGUUGUCACAUGUCAAUAUAUAUAUAUCUUUGAAUCCGUUGAGAGAAAUCAGAGUAUGGUUGAUGAUAGAUCCACCUUUAUAUUGAAACACAAGAUAUAUUGGAAGUUUGUUUGUUUAUCAUUCAUUUUAGAUUGUCCUAUCAAAAUUCUCAACAAGUCAAAAUGUUGAAUGCGUCUUCUACCAACAGGCACUGGUAUUACUACAUAUAUAUAUAUAUAUAGCUUAUAUUAUAUACUUUUGUACAGAAAGGAUCGGUAUGAUAGUUGAAACACAAGUAUUCUCUUCCGAAUGUAAUUUUCGCUUGCUUUAUCUGUGUGGCAGUAUUAUAGUAAUGAUCGUAUUGCAACGAGAGCCAGAACGGGUUAAAAUGAACAUUGUGUAAUAUGUAUGAAUGUUACUUAUCAAUUUAGAAGCCUUAAACUUAGCACUCAAGGCUGUAUGGAUUCCUAAAAUGUAUUCUUUACGCAAGUUGGUUUUGAAGGAAGAUGUUAAACCAUUUUAUAGAUACACCAACUGUAUGUAGUUUGUAUGGUCUUAGACAGACUCAUGGAGCUCCUUGGGGUGCACUAGUCUGUGUGGCACAAACUCUGCUGUCCAAGGCUGUAACUGGCCCCUCCCCCUGGCUGUUGGGCAGGCUACUUUAAGCGAGAUUUAAUCAGGUUAGGGGUGCGCAUGUCGCACCGGUGCAAAGGUUGGCAAAGCUGUGGGAGGAUUUAAUAUUAAAGGUAAAUAUUAGUUUAAAAGUGUCUUGUCUGGGUCGAUCGCUAAAGGGGGGGCGAAAACACUCGUGAUCCCCCUAUGGUGAUGAUGGCUCUUCUCUUGCCAUUCUUAUACAAUAGCACUCGCAAAAAUAAAGGCCAAUUGAAAAGACCGAAACACAGAAACAAAAGACACAUGCUGGAUAUGAAGGCAAGGAACGAAUGAAGUACUAGUAGCUACAUUAACGUUUGUGCCCACGAGCAGUGUACAUAACAUAUAGUGACGUUACGUGUUAUGAGGGGGAGUGUUAGUUUUAUACAGGCCUGAAUGACAUCCUUCUCACGUGGCGGCCAUGAUAGAUC
Molecule: messenger RNA, 3186 nt
Organism: Branchiostoma floridae (Florida lancelet)
Lineage: Eukaryota; Metazoa; Chordata; Leptocardii; Amphioxiformes; Branchiostomatidae
Product: tripartite motif-containing protein 3-like
Exons: 7
Coding region: 235-1488 (417 amino acids)
Biological process (GO): proteasome-mediated ubiquitin-dependent protein catabolic process; protein polyubiquitination; negative regulation of translation
Molecular function (GO): translation repressor activity; ubiquitin protein ligase activity; protein binding
Source: RefSeq, a predicted model, not a curated record